Molecule: messenger RNA, 2937 nt
Organism: Nymphalis io (European peacock)
Lineage: Eukaryota; Metazoa; Arthropoda; Insecta; Lepidoptera; Nymphalidae
Gene: dan
Product: protein distal antenna
Exons: 2
Coding region: 316-1851 (511 amino acids)
Molecular function (GO): DNA binding
Source: RefSeq, a predicted model, not a curated record
CCCGGCGGCCGGCGACUGGCGGACCGCGGCUGGUCUUAUCACCGGCAGUCGGCAUACAGUCGCCGCGCGCGCUCCACAACGCUCGUCUCGUACCGAUACCGUGCUAACUGUCGUCGAUGAACUAGUGACUUGUGAUUGUGAGUGAAACCCGAACCGCGACCUGUGUGAACACGUGCCGCGCACUGCGCAUCUCUGCAAUAUUUUUAUUGGUUGGAGUUCCAAGCACGCUGUCGUUUAUUAUAUAGCAAAACGGCUGAGCUGUCAAAAAUUGUAAACAGACCACACGUGCCGUCUCGCAAUAAGCGAGAGGCGAAAAUGGCGUCAAAGGGCAAGCGUCCCAUGCGAGCUAUCACACCCGGAGAUAAAAUAGAGGCGAUACAGCGAGUCAACGAUGGCGAAUCUAAAGCUUCAGUCGCCCGAGACAUUGGCGUGCCAGAGUCCACUCUUCGUGGUUGGUGUAAGAACGAAGACAAGCUACGCUAUAUGACCUCUCGUUUAUCCUCGCCGGACACCGAUAAGAGCAAUGACGGGGACCCGCCCGACAAGAGAGCGCGCACCGAGUCUCCAAUUGCUCCACAAUCACCUACUACAACCGGCCUCGAUCUUUCAAGCCCAGCCACUAUUACCCACAACGUUCCAAAACCAACUCUGUCGACCGACAAACCAGUCGAACUAACAACAAAACGAAGUGAACCUUCUCCACCACAUCCGCAUCCACCUCGUGAACGUCGCCCUGACCCAGGAGCAAGCGUUUCAAUGAGUGCUAUCAGCCCUCUAACUGGACUUGGUCAUCUGCCUGGACUUACUCAUUCACACCUCGGAUUGAGUUUCAAUGAGAUUGCAACCAAUCUCACAUUACUUGCACAACUUAACCCUGGUCUUUCUGCUUUAUCAGCUCAACCGGCUAGUCGGGCAUUGAGGUCAGUAAGAUCUCCUAAACCAGCGCACAAUGGAAUCCUGAACAUGAACGACACCAAGCAUCGGAAUAAACCAAAUCACUCCUCAGAUUUAUACCGAAGCAGCAGCUCAAGAUCGAGUCAUCACAUGAGCUCUCAGUCCGCUAGUCAUCCUGUCGAGGAUUCUAUAUGGUAUUGGCUACAAGCCCAACAGGCAAUGCUUGAUUUAACCGCUCAAACGACUGCUGCACAUCCACUUCAACUAGGAAAAGUGAACGACCCAGCCUUGCCUACAAAACCUGUAGCCCCAGUGUCGCCCAUCGCUCCACACCUCGAUUAUAACAGAAAUUCAUGGCUAUGGCAAUAUUACAAACAAUUUGGUGGUGCAAUGCCCUUACCUGAAGAUAAACUAAAAUCUGCGUCGCAAGUGCCAAAAGAAAAAGCUGCUGAUAAUAUUCUCUAUUCACAUCUAACCAAAGGUAAAACGGAGGACGAUCGAAGUGUGCCUAGUCCGUCACAAACCCAAUCGCUAGCGGCAGAAGUGCGCGAAACCGUAACCGCGCCUCAAGAACCGCGCAUAGCUGAGCCGGCAAUAAGUCCAGAAGUCGAGAUCGAGAAUAAGGAACCGGCCAUAGAAAAACCCAUCGAGUGCGGAAAAAUUCAAGCGAAAGCACGAAACGUUCUGGAUAAUCUGCUUUUCAAUAGUAGUAACCAGGUGGUGCACGAGGAGAACAAGAGCAUCAGAUCUGCCAACGGCGAAUGGGAAUCGGGUACGGUGGAGGCGCUCGAGCACGGCGACAAGUUCCUCGCGUGGCUGGAGGCGAGUGGCGACCCGAGCGUGACGCGCAUGCACGUGCAUCAGCUGCGCGCGUUGCUGCACAAUCUGCGCACUCGGCGUGCGGCCGCCGUGCCCGCCGUGCCCGCCGCGCCCGCCGACGCCGCCCGACGCAAAUAAACGGCCGGGAAUGUCGCGCUCGCUACAGGGAAUAUAUCAAUUACGUGUACAUAGUCGUUAUACGUCGUCGCCAGUAAGCGUUCACUUGUGAUAUGUGUAGCCAAAUUUGCGUAAUUUCUUUGUUCUAAAAGAAAAGCUAUGCAUCGUAUCUUAAUUUUAGUCUAUAUUAAAAUAAGUAAUAAAUCAGAAGCCGUUCUCUUUAAAGCUUUGUCGAGUGACUACGACCAUAGUUAAUCUAUUUCCGAGUUUAUAUCAGACUUAUUGUAAUACAGAUACGAGUAUAUAUCUUUAUCUAAUGUAAAUGUAAAUGGAUGUUAUUGAUCAACAAACACGUUACUUUUCAAUGCACGCAAACAUUUACGUGAUUAGUCUAAGUAGAACCGCUGUAUGUUGCCAUUCGACUAUUACAUUCCUAGCUGUACCCUACUCUAGUUGUUCGAACCCUAUGUUCUACCUCAAGUCAAGCGUAGCUAAUGCUAAGUCACGACGUCCUUUCAAUCGUCCGUUGAUAUCGCUCGUCGAUGUCGCGGGCGAGCUGUUAGGGCGUCAUGAACCAUACCAAAUAUUGAAAGGAUGCGAUGUUCUCGUGUGCCAAACAUGCGAACAAGGUAUAUUAUUAAGAUAAUUUAUGACUAUUGUGUUAGAGCUAGAGAUUCGUGUAAUUGUUUUCUAUUGCUCAGUAUUUUAUAUGGUAGACAUUGUCUAUGUCUCGAUUUGGAAUUGUAUUAAGUGUUAAAGUUAACAGUUAAGGACACUGUGAUCGAAAUUAUAAAUUAUUGAGAGAUUAUAAAUAAUGUAAGUACAUUCCUAAUGAAUAGAGUGUAUUAUUGUACUGUUAAAAGAUUGUCCAAUGGUUUAGUGGUUGCUGAAACAACUAGCAACUAAUUCUUCUAGCAGAGUUCAAAUCCUUUUCACUGAAGUUAGAAUAAUUCGUUUGCAUUUCGUGUUAAUUAUAUUAGCUCCACUGGAAGUUGUUUGAGAAGAUAUUUUGUACAAAAUUACAAAUAUGGAAUUAUUAGGAUAUAACUCAUUACACAAAAUAUGUGAACUUGAAAAUGUUGAAAAAUAAAAUUUGAUUGAACCUUA